Messenger RNA from Pyricularia grisea, 1976 nucleotides. RefSeq lists its product as uncharacterized. Lineage: Eukaryota; Fungi; Ascomycota; Sordariomycetes; Magnaporthales; Pyriculariaceae. The record is from RefSeq and is a predicted model, not a curated record. Gene Ontology annotation, biological process: chromatin remodeling; regulation of DNA-templated transcription. The transcript has 4 exons. The coding region runs from base 327 to 1625 and encodes 432 amino acids. Gene Ontology annotation, cellular component: chromatin; nucleus.
AUGAGAUUUGACUUCACCAACAGGCUAUCAAUCACACGAUCUUCUCAUUCUCCCUUGAAUGUGUUUCAUUCAGAUGGUGUUCAUUUGAGCGAUCUCUCAUCAGCAUUCAUUCAUUCUUACUAUCCCAAAAAGAAAUCCAGAGUUUCGUUAUUGUUGAAGGUCUUGAAUGCCCGUACCGCAUUUUCUGAACAGUCUUGUCAUCUUGACGCCGUGAACUGCUCGUGUCAGGUCUUUGCAGUGACGUUGAGUUUAUGUUGACGUGAACUUGGCCUGGGAUUCGAAUCAGCUGUCGACCACAGGGAGAAAGAAGCUUCAGAGUGAAAGCCAUGGCAAGCCAAAAUUACGUGAUGGGCUCUAUCGCCGACGCUGGGGCAUCGGAUGGUGCUGCACAAAGGCAACCCUCGCAGUUCUCUUGGAUGGAUCCCCAUCCCAUCUUUGUCAUCAUCCUGGUCGGCAGCGAGGAGCAGCCGUUUGGCAUACAGAAGGACUUCCUGUGCGCAAAGUCUUCAUACUUCCGCGAUCACUUUGCCGCGAACCAGCAGGAGCAGCAGAUCGAGCAUGUUGUCAAUCUCAGUGAGACACCGGUCGAGGUGUUUUCAUGUGCACAAAACUACAUCUACACAGGUCAGGUCUGCCCAGACCUGGGAAGCCUGCCAUCAUAUGAAGUCCUUAUAGGCGUCUGGAAGCUUGGUAGUGAACUUGGAAUCGAUGGACUGUGCGACAAGACCCUCGAGGCUAUGAACGAGUGCCGACGGGUCACCCAGCGAAUCCCUGCCACCCCGGUGCUUGUCCAGGUUUGGCGGGAUACGCCCGAGGGUUCCUCCAUCCGUCAACUCUUCCUCGAGUGGGCUGCCGAGUACAUGCGCUCCUCCGAAUCACGAGCCGAAUUCGCCCGGUCUCUGCCUCAGGAGGUUUUGAGCGAGCUCGUCAUAGCCAUGAGCUCCUUGGACUUCCCCGCCGCAUCCACCGCACCUGGAUCGGCGUCUCCAAAUACCUGCACCAACAGCAUUGCUGCCCCGCUUAGAAAUACACACCAGCUCGAAGCAGAUGGGCUCGAGGAGGUUCCUCCUGCUCGGCCUGUGAAGAGGGCCCGACACUCGGACGUCCUCCCCAAUGGCGACGCAGCCGCAGGUUACAAAUCUGCUGCCAACAACGCUACUAAGAAAGCUAGAGCGUCUCUACCGGCGGCCAAACCUGCUGCUACCACUCAGAGGCGAAGGGGAAAGCAGCAGCUGGCUGACCUGAACCCGACCGUAGAGCAGAAACUCGAGUUCUGCUCAGAUCUGUUGACUAGGAUGGUUUCCGGACCUGGAUUCUGGACCCGUAUUGUUGGUCCGUUCAAAGAACCAGUCGACCCUGUCCGGGACGAGGUACCUGAUUAUUUCACCAAGAUCAACCGCCCGAUGGACCUGAGGACCAUGAAGAAUAAGAUGGACCAACAUCUGUACAAAGAUGAGGAGGAGUUCCUCGCAGACAUGCGUCAGAUUUUCACCAACUGCUACACGUACUGGACGAAAAAGGACCCCAUGUGGGCCGCGUGCGAAAGGCUCGAGAAGAACUUUGAGGACAAAUAUGGAAACAUGAACGCCUGGAUCUCCAAGAUGUCAGGGUUCGAGGUCCAAUAGUCGAAUUAUGGACAGCAAAUGUCGUUUGGACGACCGACGCGGACCAUGAAAAAGGGAGCUAGGUCGGUUCACAUCCCAUAUGCUUGUGCUGCCAGUCACAUCGGUUCUGUUUGUUGUUUUGCUAUUGCUUAGGAGUCAUACGAUAGAGGAUCUGGGCAAACUUGUAUUCUACAGGUAAAAUCUGCCCAAUCUGAGGGAAAAGGAAAUAUGAAGGUGCCUUUUAGAGAGGCCUUUUUUUGUAUUUUUUUUUAUUCCCAUCAACCCUCUCGAUCGAUUUUCAUUUUGACCUCUUAAUAUCGUGUCACGGGUAAUCAUCUGUACAAUAAUAAUAGCAGAAAAUGGUGAUUGUGG